AUGCUGCCGCCAGAAAUUCUGGGGUUUAUCAUCGAGAAGCUGGACGAUGAAGUUGACGUCCGAGCCUGCACGCUCACCUGCCAACGCAUGCUUCCUCACGCGCGAACAUCAUUCUGGAGGAGGAUGACGCUCGUGAAGGACGAGCACGUACGGACGGUCCUCGAUAUGCUCGACCACAUUCCCGAAAUCGCUCGUUACAUUCGCAAACUGCACGUUCAUACCUACCUUUUCCAAUCCGGACCACCGACUGCGCCUCCCGUAGGGAAAGAUGGGACUACGCAAAAUCAUAUGCGUGAUCUGCUGCUCCAACUUACAUAUCUUGACGAGCUCGCUCUCGCCAGUUUGUCCAGGGGCACCAGCGAGCACGAAGCAAAGAUUCAUUCUACGAUCACCGAGUCUCAUCUCUACACGCUUUCUUCCAUCCUUUGCUCCCAGAAUGUAGGGGUCGUCAGUCUGACGGGCUGCAUCUUCGCGUCAUUGCAUGAUUUGAUGACCGCGCUUGGGAGCUUUCCCCGCCUCUCCGCGCUGAGGAUGGAUAACGUGACAUUAGAUCUGGACGCCCCAGAGGAUGACUCCGUGCCCGGUUCAACACUUAUCGACCUUCGCUCUCUGGACAUGAGACCCUGCCCCUGGAACCCCAAAGACCUGACACACCUUUUCUAUCGUUGUUUGGGGAGCAGACCAGCCCUUUCUAUGCAACGCCUUUUCAUCGACUAUAGCGUCGAAAGACAUUGGAACGCGCUACGUGGGUUACUCGACAACCUUCCUCAACUAGAGCACCUCGCGUUCUCCGCGCCUAUAUACCCAUCCAAACAGCCGAUGACGGAGCUCGUGAACCUAGGGCGAUGUGCACAGCUUCGAUCCCUUAGCUUGCGCGUGCCCAUCAACCUCAUGGUCCAACGCCCAAUCUGCGCGACGUGGGUCUCACAGUUGCUCGAUACCGCACAGAGCCCUUUGCUCGAACGCGUCACGAUCAGCGUCGAGUAUUGGAACGACUCCUGUUACUACCAAGUUCUGCUCUGGGACGACAUUGACGAUAUCCUGGCCGACUCGCGACGGUUCCCGCACCUCCAAGAGGUCACGAUAUUGCCUUGCACGCCGCAGAACGAUCCGGACCACAUAUCUACUCUGGUUGACUCGCAGACGGUGUUGCUACCCCUAAUAUCCGACAGAGGUAUCCUCCAUACCGUGCCGCAAUUGCGAGACGCCUUUUGA
Molecule: messenger RNA, 1215 nt
Organism: Punctularia strigosozonata HHB-11173 SS5
Lineage: Eukaryota; Fungi; Basidiomycota; Agaricomycetes; Corticiales; Punctulariaceae
Exons: 2
Coding region: 1-1215 (404 amino acids)
Source: RefSeq, a predicted model, not a curated record